Zonotrichia leucophrys gambelii is the source of this 6960-nucleotide messenger RNA. It is a transcript of the gene THSD1, whose product is annotated as thrombospondin type 1 domain containing 1. Gene Ontology annotation, cellular component: cell periphery; cell surface. The transcript is spliced from 5 exons. Bases 300 to 2858 code for a protein of 852 amino acids. Lineage: Eukaryota; Metazoa; Chordata; Aves; Passeriformes; Passerellidae. The record is from RefSeq and is a predicted model, not a curated record.
GCCGUGAUCGCCGUGACGCGCCGUCCUGGAGGUGUUUUAAAACACCCGUGCGCCGGCAGGUCCCGGGGUUUGCCACCGCCCCGUAUCCUCUGCGGUCGCCUCUGCCCCGCAGGGAGCGGCCGUCCCGCCCGGAGCCCCGGCGCUGCAGCGCUCCCGGAGUGCCGGGAGCAUCGGCACGGGGAGCGGCUGCCCGGGUUCCUCGCCCAAGUCCGCAAUAGGUGUUCUUGGAAAACGUGCUGGCACUUUGGAGCUGAAAAAGGACAUGAGGAGUAAAAAGACCCAGGAUCUCACUGGUCAGAAUGAAACAUAUGUUGAAAGAUUUUUCAAAUCUAUUGUUAGUAGUGCUCUGUGACUACGUUCUCGGCGAAGUGGAAUAUCUCCUGUUGGAGCACCCGGAUCAUGUAGCUUUCAGCAAUGACACAGUGUCUGUGGAAUAUCAGUACUACAGUGGUGGUAAUGUGACAGCAGGGCAUGUGUCCAUCCUUUUAUUGGAUGCCAGCACCAGUGAGAUAAUUGCAAGAAAACAGCUUCCUGCAAAUCAGUCCCGGGGGACGGUGGUGUUUGAGUGCUUCCAUUUCAAGAGUGCUGGUGAUUUCUUGUUCAGAAUGGUCUCCGCCAGUGACAACAGCAGUGCUGCUCAGUGGGGCAGAAACAGCAUGCCCACCCUCCAUGUGGAAUGGCCUGUAUUUCACAUUGAUUUGAACAGGAGUUCAGAGGUGCUUGGGAGCUCCCUUCAGGUUGGACUUUUUACAAAUGAGCAGUUAUGUGCCAUGAACAGGACUGUGAUUUCACUGGAUGUGAUAUUCACCAGCACCCUUUAUGAAUUCAGAAGAGUAUGCUCUGAUGAGACUCUGGGCAUUAGAACUAGCAAAGGAAUCCCCCUGUCUAGGUCCCAGUGGGUAGAGUUUGACUGCCCACCUGUCAGUCAAGAAAUAUACAUCACUGUCUUACUGAAAUCGUUAGAAACACAUUCCAUCUUUGCCUCCAUAGGACCUGUAGAUUUCCACCACAAAUUUGGAUACAGACUAGUUGUGGCAGCAGAAGACACAUGCAAAACUUUGGUUCAGGUCUUUGUAAUCUCUCCACCAUGCACGUCUAUCAGUGGAAAAAUUGUUGUUUAUAAAGAGGCUCUCAAGCAUCCAAGUCAAAGAACAACUUGGCUGUAUGAAAACAUCCUUCAGCCUGGAGACAACAGGACAGAAUUUAACUGCACUUUGUUUGAUGUGGGGAAGAACAAAUACUGCUUUGACCUCCUCAACUUCUCAAAUCGAAGCUAUUUUCCAGCAAGAGUUAAGGAGUGUAUACUGAUCCAAAGGAAUAUGGAAACGUGGAGCCGGUGGCAGCCCUGGAGCCCGUGCAGCGUCACCUGUGGGGACGGAAUCCGGGAGCGCUUCCGAGAGUGCCUCAGCUCCUCGCUGGCAAAACCAGGCUGCGCUGGAUCGCCAAGAGAGACUUCCCUGUGCUCGCUGGAGGAGUGUGUGUCUGUCCAGCCUCCCACCCCACCUUCUGUUCAGCCAGGAGAGGACCAGAAAGCAAAUAACAUAGUUACCAUCACAGGUAUCUCGCUGUGCUUGUUCAUCAUCUUUGCCACUGUUCUUAUCACCCUCUGGAGGAAGCUCUGCAGAGCUCAGAAGUGCAGCACCGCUGUCCGACGAAGCUCCGUCCAUUCCCCCGGCUUCCGGAAGAACUCAGAUGAGGAGAACAUUUGCCAAGGCAACAAGCAACGGGACAGCUUUGCUGAAGGAGGGGACGCCCCUGUUAACAUUCCCCUAACCUACAGGCGAAGCCUCCAGUUUGCCCAAGAAGAUGAUGCCUCUGGAAGUGAAAACUUUCAGCCAAAUGCCCAAAAAAUAAUCCCUCCAAUUUUCAGCUACCGCCUGGCACAGCAGCAGCUGAAAGAGAUGAAGAAGAAAGGCCUGACAGAGACGACUAAGGUGUACCAUGUCUCUCAGAAUCCUCUCACGGACACGGUUCUUGGUGCCACCACCAUGCUUCCCCUGAGUGGGGAAAACCAAGAGGAGGCAGCGGCAAACAAAUUUCGGAUCAAAUCUCCAUUCCUGGACCAGCCAGCCAGUCAGCCCAAGUUCCUGGGAGAAGGCUCUCACCCUAGGCUGGAUUUUCCAUUCUCACAGGCCAAUCCUGCAAUGAGCCCUACCCAAACCUUGGUAAGAAGAGGUCAUUUCAAGCACCAGGAUAACAGAGUGGACUUGCCUGAGAGGGGCUGUCACAGAAAUUCGCAGUUCAGAAGAACAGCCAGUUUCCAUGAAACUAAAAAGGCCAGGCCUUUCAGAGAGAGAAGCAUGUCCACUCUCACACCCCGACAGACUCCUCUCUACAACUCCAGGACCAGGACGUGGGACCAUGGUCUGGAGGACAGGACACGGCCAAAAUCAAGAAACGCCAAUCCAGCUUGUGAAAAGCUGGAUCAGCCCCAGGGCACUGUGCUGGGGUGUGAACCACAGGGCCAUGGCACAAAGCCCCACCACAGGGCAGGUCCCCCGGUGAGGAAGCUGGACCUGAUCACGGAUCGCCAGCCUGCUGGUCAGGAGAGGGCAGCUGAGAAGCCUGAGCCCAGCCGAAGUAAGAGGGGCCCUUCUCCUAACCCCAAAGGUGUGUGGCGGAAAGAAACCGGCCCAAAUGGCAAAGAUAAUUCCCAGAGAGGCCAAAGCAUCAGCCCUGCCCAGUAUCGAAGGGACAAGUGCCAGAGCUUCCCCCUGGACCCUGAGUUUGCCUUUUAUGACAAUUCUACUUUUGGCUUAACGGAGGCGGAGCAGCAGAUGAUCGACCUCCCUGGGUAUUUUGGCUCAAAUGAAGAAGAUGAAACAAGCACUCUGAGCAUUGAGAAGCUGGUGAUCUGAGUGACUCAUUGCGGCCCUGCAGGAGUGCCGUGCGUGGGAGAGGAUCUGCAGGAUCACUUGGCUUCUGGUGAAAGAAAGAGCAGGAGUCAUGUUACCUCUACACAUAGCAGCAGGGAGUAAUGCCCCAGGUCUGGCUUGUGGGAACAUAUUCCUUUCUAAUUACUGAAAAGUGCUUUCAUAUAAUUAUUUUUUGUAUGUAUGUGUGUACAAGACACACAAAGUACCCUGGGAAGGAACACGUUAGUUAAGGUGUGGCUCAGGAAUAGCCAAUAGAUUUUAUUGUGUAAAGCAUCAUGUUUUGUGCAUCAUACAUGAAGAGUGCCGCUGACAUUUCCCACCUUGUCCACUGUGUACUGGUAGACUGUGAGAUACUGAAGCAUCCACUGUCCAGCACCCUCAACCAUCUGCCCUGAUUAGUAAUCAUUUCCCAUGUAGAAAGCACAAAGCUCAAUCUGUGGGCAGUUUUCAUAAUUUUUCUGAUAGUCAUCAGUGAACUGUGUUGAUUUGUAGGUGUUGCUCAAAUAACUCAUAUGGUAGGGGGUGUUUUAGCUGGUUGCAUGAAAGUGCAAACAUUUGAUGCUGAAUAUUGGAGUGAAUUUAAAAUUGAGGAGACAUUUUCAUCAUUCAAGACUUUGAUAUUUUCUUACUGUCAAUAUUUAUAUCAAGAAAACAAUGUACAAAUAUUUGCAGGAAAUUAGUACAAAAGGCAUGCUACAGGGAGGGCAAAGAAAACAGGUGAUCAGAUUUUAGUCCUCACAGAAAUGUUACCGCAGCAUGUUACCUGUCAAAAGCAGUGAGAGAACUGUUGAAUUAUGCAUCCUUUCCAUAGUGAUCCUUUCCUUUAUUAAAAUUUUUUAAUGUAAGUACAUUGACAAUAAUACUACCAUGGCAAGCUCAAAAUAAAUUAUGAACAAAACCAGAAAACAACAAGAUUAUUUGAUUAAUACCCAUUCUGGGAAGAAAAAAUUAAAAUGGCUUGACAAUAUCUGGUGAUUCACAGGGAAUCUUAUAGAAUCAUUUACAUUUGAAAGACCUCUGAAAUAAUUAAGUCCAACCAUUAACGUAACACCACUGUGUUCACCACUAAACCAUACCCCUUAACUGGCACAUCAACACACCUUUUGAACACCUCCAAGGACAGUGAUUCCACUGCUUCCCUGGGAUACCUCUUCCCAUGCCUGACCACUCUUUCAGUGAAGAAAUUUUCCCUCAUAUCAAAUCUAAAUCUCCUCUGGCACAACUUGAGGCCAUUUCCUCUGAUCCUGUCACUUUUUACCUGGGAGAAGGGGCUAACUAACUCCCGCCUUGCUACAACCUCCUUUCAGAGAAUUGUAGAGAGCAGUAACAGUGAACUACAAAAACCAUGAUGGGCUUUUUUGUUGUGUUUUAAAACCAGACAUCACAAAUUUGCCAUUAGAAUUUGCUUUAAGUAUUCAGAGUUAGGUUGGAACUCCAAUUAACAGCAGAAGCAGAGCUCAGGCUUUGUGGAUGACUAAGACUUUUCUUGCCAUUUGUUAGGAUAACCAUCUCUCUGGGGACUUUGCAAAGACCAGGGGAAUGCUAGUGGGCAGAAACAGGAAAAGAGGAGAUGCUUCCCAUGGAGGUUGGUGUAAGAGAAGAAAGGUUUAGGCAGUGGACUAUUAGACUGAAAUCAACUCUCCCCUAAGGAGCCUAACCCUACAUGCCCUUUAACCUGCCUUGUGGGUGUGAAAGCAAAAUUAGCAUCUGCUCCAUUGUCACGAAGUAGGCUGCUAUCUUUCUUAAAACUGGCUUUCUGAGCAGAGAGAUUUCCCAAUGUCAUACUUCUUCCCCCCCCAGCCCUGCUCCCCCCCAAACCAGCAGCAAUAUUAAAGGGAGAGCAGCAUUGCUAUGUGUAAGCUGCCAGUUUCUGAUGGCACCCCGCUGCAGUGUCCAAAGCUGGCACAGGUAGCUUGACAGGCACACGGUGUUACCUGCUGUGACAACACAGGAGGAGCAAGCCUCAGCAUUUGGCCAUCAGAGUCAAAUCUGGCUGUUUGAAUGGCCUUUCUGAUGGGUAAUGCUUUGCAGCUGCUGCUGGAGUGAGGGAUCUGACUCGGUGGGUGAUGUGAGCUCCCUCUUUCCCGGGAGCCAUGCCAAGAUGCUGAUGUUCAGCCCUUGGCCCAGCGUGGUGUUGGUACCAGCGAUGCAUUCCCGUGAACUGUCAGCUUGAAAAGCUGUUUAAAGCAUCUAUAAACGUGUUCACGCUUGAAGACUUACCCAAAGGCAAUCAAAUGUAAUGAGGCUUUAAAUUGACUUUAGUGAGCUGGAAAUCACGCCUCUGGAACAAUUGCUGCUCAGGUUACUUAUCCUGCCUGUACUAAGGUAAGGUCUGUGGUGUGAAGUACCUUCUCCCUGAAGCGGGAUCCAUCAGCAUUGGAGCUGCAGGGCUACAGUGUCUGUUUAAGCUUUGUUGAGCCUCUCAGCAUGGGAGAGAGACCCUGGAGAAAUGGGAGACCAGAUAUGCAGUGCAGCAACAUUCAGCAAGCAUUUCCCUAGGCUUCAGCAGGAGGGAUUGGAGCUUGGCGCUAGCCCUCAGAUCCACUAAGUACUCAGCUAGUGCCAUUCUACCCUGUUUAUUAAAAUUAAAGGUGGUUCUGAAAUGCUUCCUGAGGUGUGCUGUGGGAUUUGGAGGCUCCUGCACAAAGCCCUGUGACCCUUGCAUCUCAGAGGGGGUUUCCUUUGCCACAGCAGGGCGGAGUAAAGGCAACAUUGCUCUAAAUCAGAUGCUGCUUCUUCCUGCAAAGUUGUCCCAAUGUUGGGCUGUGUUGUGCAUUAGAUGUACUUACUACAUUUUACAUCAAAGGCAGCAGGGCAAACCUCUUCCCUCCCAGCUUGUCAUGCCUUGGCCUCCCUUUCCCUCUCAGAGACAGGAGAAACACCCUGGCACUGAUGUUGGCUGAAGGCAGUCCAGCUCUAAUGCCUGCCCCUCCAUACUGACACACAGGGAAACAGGCUCCAUAGUCUGGAUUUGACAUCACUCAUUGCUCACUCACUGGGGAACUGGACUGGGUGCUGGUUGUCUGAUUUAGCCCUGAUGACUUCAUCUCCACCUUGAUAAUCCAUUAUCAGAUGGGUUACCAGAUGCUUAAUGAACUGCCAGACCACAAAUGCUGUCCCCUAAAUGCUGUAGUUUCCACAGUCUUUGCCCUACUUCCUUAGCUCUCUGCUGAAGGAUGGGAUUGAGCAUCAGCUGCCAGAAGGCACGAACUUAUUUCACUCACAUUUCUCUGUGUCUUCAAAACAAUAAAAAUUAUCCUUUCUGCCCCCAGUGCUCCUCAGAGGCCACACAGUUAUAAUGUGUGCAAAGUCAUUCCUUAUGUCCCAACAUGCAGUUACAAUCUUGCACUGAGAUUUUACCGUAUCAAAAUACAGAAGCAGUGAUCAGAAGGGAAAGGAUAAGUGCUGCCUUUUUGCAGCCCUUUCUUCACAAGGGCAAUCUCAUUUCAGACAUGUUGGUGAAAAUUUCACUCCACAUGAGCGUGCUUGAGAAGAGGGCAGGGGGGCAGUCUGGCCAAGGGCACAGGCUCUAGCAGCACAGCUCCCUGGAGUGCGGCCCAUUACGCUGGAUGUUCAUGCUUGCAGUCACUGGGAUGUCUAGGAAGCAAAGGAACCAAACCAAGUUUUAAACUCAACCUUCACCUCAUUCCUCUGCAUUGUCUCCAGGACAGCUUGAGCCAUGAUAAUUAAACUUACCUUGCAGACUCUUUCAACUACCCAGGACAACAGGUGAGAAAGCACCAGAGCCAACACUGAAAGAAUACAUUUCUCAUAUUAUGAGCUUUCCAAGAUUUUGAUCCAGAUUUCUUUUCACAUUCCUAUUGUUGAAAACCAGAUAAAAAGUAUUAAGUCCUACUCAGACGGUUUUAUUUCGCUCUUUGUCGAUAUGUAUUCAAAUUACAGUAUGUAUGGAUAUAAAAGCAAGUAAAUGGAAGAGAAAUACCAGUUUAAAAAUUAUUAUAAAUCAGAAUGAAAGGAAGCAGGUUUAAAUUAUUUGCAUCAAGCUGAUUCUGUUGUUCAUUUUUAAUUGUUGUUAUUAACAGCUGUAGAAAAUAAAUUUUCAGUAUUCCAUUUCUUUCAGUCA